This is a messenger RNA of Musca domestica (house fly), 3423 nucleotides long. RefSeq lists its product as uncharacterized. NCBI's taxonomy places the organism in Eukaryota, Metazoa, Arthropoda, Insecta, Diptera, Muscidae. The coding region runs from base 146 to 3211 and encodes 1021 amino acids. The transcript has 3 exons. The record is from RefSeq and is a predicted model, not a curated record.
UUUAAUUUUUUUAUAACACCCAGAAAGAUAAACAAUAAUUUAUUGAAUUUAACAAUAAAAAAUAAAUAGUUUUUGUUACAAAAUUUUCUCAAAUAAAGCGAUUUUUUUCAAAAGAAUAUUUACUAAAUUUUUAAAGUGUUGAAAUAUGGAGCCAUCAUGUAAUGUAGACCCUGAGACAGCCGCUCCUCAAAAAGCCUGUCAUAACUCACCCCGGACUGAAAUGUGUGGAAAACAAAAAUUUGAGCCCCAAAAUGCCGAUCUAUUGAUUUGUAAUACCAAAAAUUGUCAAAUUUAUGGUGGUCAUGAUACCGAACCAUUUCCCAAUUAUCCGUGUCCGGCAAGGGUAAUCAAGGCCAAAGAUCCCAACAAAAAUUCUUUAGGAUCUCCGGUGGGCAUGAUUGCCUCAAGCAUCAAUUUCAAAAGUGAAGGAAAACCCAGUGACAUAGCUCAAGCUCGCUAUGCCACCUAUUUGAAAGCUUUUGCUCGACUCUAUUUAAAUCCCGAAUUUAUGUGGACCACCGAAUUACUCGAUGACAUUAUGCGUGAAGGUUUAACCCUCUACUCCCAAUCGGAGAAAGACGAGAAUCAACUUGAAUCUCCGCCACAAAUUUACACGGAAAGUGAGCGAAAAAUUCAAAGAGAAUUUCAAAUGUCCGGUUGUACAUUUCAUGUGGAAUUAAUGAAGAAAUUCAGGCUGGACGAUGGAGCCAAAGGGGAUGGCGUGAAUGCAGGCCAUGAAGAUGAGAUGCCUUUGGGCGAUUUGAAAAAAUCUCUGAAGAAAUUUUUUCAACACCAUAAACAUGUUUUGUUAGCAUUUGGCAAUGCCAUCUAUGUCCUGAUGUGGCGUUCCCAGAGGGCCUACAUGGUAUUGGAUGUUUGUGGCAGACGUUUGGAUUUCCACUCGGAUCGGGAAAAGGGUAUGGCAAUGUUGGUGUGUCUCAAGACCCUGGAAAAUGUACGUCACCUCUUGGUGGGCCUAACAAAUCUGGCAAAGAUUGAUUCCUUUAGCCUAAGGGAAAUGAAAAUGGUGAAAGUUUUAAUGCCCUCCGGGGAGGUGGUCCAAAGGGACUAUGGCUUGCGACAACAACAAUGGGAGCUGGUUAAUGAUGAUUAUGCCUAUUUGAAGGCCUCCCUGCAUUUAAGCCUUAAUCCCAAAGAGUUCCUAAGAAAUCGCAGUGCCCUGCCAACGGGUGUCAUGGCCAUUGUGUUAUCGAAAAUUGAUCAUCCAGCCACUUGGAGUAUGAAAAUCUUGGAUAAGAUAUUGUGUUUUGGGGUGAGAUUUUGUCAAGCCUGUUGGGCGGCAUGUCCAAAACAGAACCCCGAAGGCAUAAAUGCCAUGGAUUUCCCCACUCUCUUUGAUAUGGCUCAGUUUAGGAUACGCAUUGAAUUGCAGACUUCAAAAUAUCAAGGUCUCUGGCGUUGUAUACCAGGCUACAGACAUUCCGAAUUGGCGGAAUCCUUCCAAAAGGCCUUCAGUGGUGGGCAACACAAACUGUUGCUGCAAAUCAAUUACCAACUCUAUGCCAUUUGGAAGAAAAAUGAUUUCAUCUACCUUUUGGAUCCGUUUCGUCAUCGUAUUUUGGGCCAGCCGGUAGGUGGUGCAGCUGAAGAAACAUUUGAGGAAAUGGAAAAAAGUGCCAGUUUGCGUAUGUUUGCCUCCUUUCCGGUCUUUAUGAAUACCCUCAAUCAUGUUUUGCUGGAUUCAAAUCGUAAUAGCAGAUUUCAAAUACACAGCCUAAGGAUAUUGAGAAUUUCAAAAAGAGAUCGCCCCGCCGGGUUUGGUAAUGAUGCCAUGCAAGAGGAUCUUUUGCCAACAGAUGUGGAUGUGAAAUCAUUGAAUGAACAUGUCUGCUUUGAGGAAUCCGAUGAUUUUUGCCAAAAGCUAUUGGCCGAAAUCAGCGAUUAUGAAGAUGAGGAUUUGUUGUCAGAUGUGGAUGAAUUGGAGCUGAGAACCUCAUCGAGUGAGGGUGAAGAAGGUCUGGAAGAAGAAGAGGCCGGCCAAGGUGGUGAGGAGGAAGAAAUGGAAGGUUUAGAAUCAUCGUCAAGUGGUGAUGAGGAUACCAAUAAAAAUAAACGGGAAGCAAGUGGUAAAAGUGGAAAAAAGAAGGGUAAAAAUAAUAAAAAAGGAGGCAAGAACAACAAAGGUGGGAAGGCAUCUAAGGGCGGGGACACAGGUGAUAAGCAACGCAAAAAGGCUGGGGAAUCUGUGGAGGAUGAAGUGGCUCCUAAUGAGGCAAUGUCUCACAAGGAUAAGCAAAAUGAGGGAAAAGAGAAGCAGAAAAAUGAGAAGCCACAAAAUGAAAAGAAAUCAAUUGAAGCAUCUAAAUUGGAAGGCCAAGAGAAAGCAAAAGACACCAGCAAAAUGGAUGAGAAUAAGGAAAAAAAGGAAGACGCUAAUAAAUCACCCCAAGAUAAGAAAACCCUGGACAAGAAUCCAGCCAAAGAGGUCGACAAUUUAGCCAAAGAAAAUAAAAUCACGGAGGAUAAAAAUAAACAAGAUAUGGACAAGCAAAGCAAAUCUCCACCUGACGCUAAGGAUGGAAAGGAAAAACCCUCUGAAACUCCCACGAAAAACAAAGCCAAUAAGCCAGGUGAAAGCAAUUUAAUGCCGCCCAGAGACCACAAUGAAGGGCCUAGCACAGAAUCACCUAAAAAAUCCAACACAAAAUCACCAUAUCCAAAGACUUCAUGUGGCCAUGAAGCCGAUGAUGAAAAAGACGAAGAGGACACUUUCGAUAUUAGACGUUAUUGUACCAGCACCAAAAUACCCGACCCAAAUCGUUAUCCUGGCUAUUUUAAAUGUCCCCUUGAUAUGGCUGUUGUUGGCUCCGAAAAUGGUAGCUAUGAAAGUUUAUCGAAACUUUUACGGGCCGGUUUUAGUCGAGCCGAUCGUUUGUUGGCCAUGACGCCAACGGGUAAUUUUGUGGUUUUCCGCUGUAUGUGUCAUGACACUCAACAAAAACAACAACAACAACAGGGGGUCAUUGAAACUCGUCACCUUUAUUAUCUUUUUGAUGGCUGUACCUGUAAUGUGAAUCGUUUUCGUCACUUGGAUUUAAGUUUAGGUACUGCCGGAUUGCUUUGUUUCAAGCAGCUGCAUGAUGUCAUUGAAUAUAUGCGACAAAUUCGCAUGGUACGCGCCAAGGAGAAUCGUUGCAAACGUCUGGUCCCACCAACAGCCGAUGAAAUAUGUCAAGAGUUUUGUGGGUAGUUUUAGGAAAUUUUAUGUUGUAUAAUCCUUUGGAUUUGUGUUGAAAUUUUAAGGUUUAAGGCGUUUUGAGUAAGGAUAUUACGGAAUACCUAUCAAUGAAAAAUAAUAUGGAAAUUAGCUCUUCACAGACAUUGAUAUUGAUUGUUUUUUAUCCAACCAGUUUCUUCUCUUCUCAAAUAAAAAAAUACCUUGAAAAAUAAAUACCUCAAUCA